UGCUGGUAUAACCUGUAAGACUCAGCCAUCUUGUGGAAAACGAAGAGAGAGAGCCACUCAACAACACGCAUACAAACCCUGAGCUGUCACAGCUACCAGAGAACGCCAAGGAAAAAUGGCCGAAACCCAGACACUUAACUUUGGACCUGAAUGGCUCCGUGCCCUGUCUGGAGGUGGGGGCGGCGGUGGCGGUGGAAGCAGCAAUGCUGUUACUUCUCCCCCACUCUCACCUGCAUUGCCAAAGUAUAAACUUGCAGACUAUCGUUACGGGAGAGAAGAAAUGUUAGCACUUUAUGUAAAGGACAACAAGAUCCCUAUAGACCUACAUGAUAAGGAGUUUCUACCCAUAUUGCAAGAAGAACCUUUGCCACCUCUGGCACUCGUGUCUUUUACGGAGGAAGAACAGAGAAACUUUUCUAUGUCUGUAAACAGCGCAGCUGUACUCCGGCUGACAGGGCGAGGCAGUGGGCCCAUAGCUGGGGCGCCAAGAGGCCGAAGUACAUCUAGAGGUAGAGGCCGGGGAAGAGGUGAUGGAGGGUUUUACCAAAGAAGUUUUGACGACGUGGAAGGUUUUGGUCGUGGAGGGAGGGAAAUUCAUCGCUCUCAAAGCUGGGAAGAAAGUGAUGACUUUUUUUCUACCAGGGGAGAUAGAAGAUUUGAAAAGCCAGGUCGAAAAGACCCAGAAGCUGCUCCUGGGCAUUUUCAGAUCAAUCACACCCGUCCGGGCACCUACGAGGACGGAGGGACGGGUCUACCCAGGAAGCACGAGUUUACGCGUUCAGAGAGUGAGAACUGGCGUACUUCUCGUGACGAUCAGAACGAUGGGCCUCGGUCUGCAGGGUGGCGGGAACAUCCAGACCAACGUCGGCGCUUCCCAUUUGACGCCAGAGAAGAGGAGCGCGGCUACAGGAGACCAAGGUCAGGCAGCGGCAGCCUGGAGGACGAGCGAGACAGCUUACCAGAGUGGUGUCUGGAGGACGCAGAUGAAGAAGCUGGAACGUUUGAUUCUUCAGGAGCUUUUCUUUCUCUAAAGAAAGCGUCAAAGGAACCAAUCCCAGAAGAAGCAGAGCUCGACUUCAGACCUUUGGAAGAGUGUGACGAAGGUCUGGAGGAGGAAGAUAUUUUACCCAGGGAGACCAAAGAGACAGAGAAAGAAGCCAAAAGAGAACCUCAUCGAAAAGACUCGGCCAGAAGGUCAGAAGACGGUGCGUCUCUUGGUCCAGCCGUGGCUUCAGCAGUCUCAGAGUCGCAGCCCCCUCCUCAGAAUUUGUCUCCAAACCAUCCCAGCAGAACAGACGAGACCGAACGACCAGCUGAGCGCCACCCGCCCCUGGAGCUCCCACCAGAGCCCUGCAAAGCACCGCUUCGUAUUCCCAUGUCUAGUAGCAUCCUGGAGUCGCAUGCCAUGGCCCACAUUUCCACCACCCUGCCCGAGGUUUCUGUUCCGUCAUCCACUGUUCAUCUACCACAGCAAAAACCCAUUGAAAUCCCUGUGGCAAUAAACAAUGCUUUACCCUACACAUCAAAUAUAAUAGUACCUAUAAGCAGAAUCACCACGGUGACGCAUGACACUGAUGAAGAUGAGGGUCUGAAACACUUUGAACAAGAGGCAGAAAAGAUGGUAGCAUACCUCCAGGACAGCGGGGUGGAUGAUGACAGACUUGCAGCAAAGACUUCAGAGAAGCCUAAGCCUGCGGGCCUGCCACUUACCCAUGAAGCCGCUCUCAAGUGGUUUUACAAAGAUCCACAGGGGGAGAUACAGGGUCCGUUCAGCAAUCACGAGAUGUCUGACUGGUUUCAGGCUGGUUACUUCACCAUGUCUCUGUUGGUCAAAAGAGGCUGUGAUGAAGUGUUCCAACCUUUGGGAGAGAUGAUGAAGAUUUGGGGGAGGGUGCCCUUUACUCCAGGCCCUGCACCGCCACCACUACAAGCUGAUGGUGACCAGGAGAGGUUAAAGAGACAGCAGGAGCUCACUGCUCUCAACCUUUACCAGCUGCAGCAGCUGCAAUAUCAAUACCUCCUCAGGCAACAGUAUGCCCAGGCGUUGGCGCAGCAGAAAACUUUAGUGCUCAACUCGGCUCCUCUCCAACAGCAGCAGCAGCACCAACAGCAGAUCAACAUGCUUCUGCAGCAAUACCAGGCUCUAAAGAUAAGUGCUUCUGACAGUCUUCUACCUCCUGUUACCCGAUCCCUGCCAGUCCCUGACUCGGGUUCGGUGUGGGAAAUGCAGAAUCCCUCUUCUCAGGCCUCCUGCACACCAAACCUUCAACAGGCUGCUACAAGCACUUGGGAAGGCAGCAGUGUAUGGGAUUUGCCUAUAGACUCAGUGGCACAAGCUCCAACUAUUGAGCAGAUGCAGCAGUUUGAGAAGGCAAGGUCUGCAAAGUUGGAGCUGGAGAGACGGGAGUCAGAGUUAAGAGCAAAACGGGAGGAAGAAGAAAGGAAACGUUUGGAAGAGGCUCUCAGGGCUCGACAGGAGGAGGAAAGGAAGCGGUUGGAAGAGGAGGAACUGGCUCGGCAAAAACAGGAAGAGGCGCUGAGGCUACAAAGAGAACAAGAGGAGGCACAACGCAGGCAAAAAGAAGAGGAGGAGAGGAAGGCGCAGGAGGAAGCUCUCCGAAGAUUGGAGGAAAGACGGCGGGAAGAAGAGGAGAAAAAGAAACGGGAAGAGUUUCUUCGGAAACAGUUCUCUCUUCAUCAGGAAGAGGAGCGCAGAAAGCAAGAAGAACUGGAGGGGUUGAGAAGGCGCGAGGAGGAGAAGAGGCGAGUGGAGGAGGAGGCCGCUGCUGCAGCUCUUGCACAGCAACAGGAGGAGCAAAAACGAAGAGAGCAGGAGGCCCAAAGACAGCAGGAGCUGCAGAGACAGAGGCAACAGCAACAAGAGGCCCUCAGAAGACUGCAGCAGCAGCAGCAACAGCAGCAGCAGCUCGCACAGAUGAAGCUUCCAUCAUCUUCUAAGUGGGGACAGCAGUCAGCCAACCACAACCACACACAAAAUGCCUUGUCACUGGCCGAGAUCCAGAAACUAGAGGAGGAGCGAGAACGACAGGCAUGCGAGGAGCAGCGACGUCAGCAGCAAGAGCUCCUAAAGCAGCAGCAACAGCAGGCGCUACAACAAGCCCAGCAGUCGCAUGCCAAGCUCUCUGGUUGGGGUAACGUAGCCAAGCAACCCGUUAUCACCAAGUCGUUGCUGGAGAUUCAGAGGGAGGAGGCCCAGCAGAUGAAGCAGCGGAAGGAGCAGCCACACCAACAACAUCCCACCGUCACUCAGCAGACCCGAACUCAAAACAGAACCACGUCGCUGAGUAACUCGGUUUGGGGGUCUGUUAAUACCAGCACCAACUGGGGCUCYGACUCCAGCAGCAUCUGGGGCGAUACCCAGAAUUCAAACAUGGGCUUCUGGGAUGAGGCCAUAAAGGAGGCCGUCCAGCAGCCUCCCCCGACCAAAAAAGGCAACACCCAGAAGAACAACAAAGGCAACGCCAACCUCAGUAACUCUAUGAGUGGGCGAGCCAGUAAGAAGGCUGACGAGGAGGAGAAGCUGCUAAAGUUGUUCCAGGGUGUCAGCAAGAGCCAGCAGGACACAUUUAUGCAGUGGUGUGAGCAAACCCUGCACUCGCUCAACACAGCCAACAAUCUGGAUGUUCCAACGUUUGCAUCCUUCCUGAAGGAAUUGGAUUCUCCUUAUGAGGUGCAUGACUACGUCAGGGCCUAUUUGGGGGACACUCCUGAGUCCAAGGACUUUGCCAAGCAGUUCCUGGAACGUCGUGCCAAACAGAACGCUAAUCAACAGAAACAGUUGCUGCCGAAGCAACAGCAAGCCAAGCAGCAGCAGCAGCAGCAGGACUCUGUGUGGGGUGGAAUGGGAUCUUCAGCCAUCUACCAAUCCAACCAUUCAAGUGGCCAGCAGCAACGAUUUGAGACGGUCACCUCAGGGAAGAAGAAAAAGAAGCAGAAAAUGGUCCGAGCAGACCCAAGCCUUUUAGGUUUUUCUGUGAAUGCAUCAUCUGAGAGGUUGAAUAUGGGGGAAAUCGAAACCUUGGAGGACUUUUAAGGGACUGCAGCCGAGCAAAUCCCAGUGACUGUAUCCAGUUUGAACAGCAGCUGUUUUACCUAAACCCCCAGCCCUCCCUGUUUUCAAAAAAAUGUUUUUUUUUUGUUGUUUCCCAUCAAUCAUUUUCCCCAUUACAGUUUUUUUUUUGUUUUUCGCGUCUUGCAAACUGACCUAUAGCUGGAGCAAACUGGAGAAUGAACCGUCUGCCAGGCCAAAUCGGCACUCUUCAGAGUCGUUGAUCUCUUCUGGCUUCAGUUUGAUUUGGAAACGCUUCUCACAAAAACUCAGAGAUGACAAAUUUGGCCUCUAUAGUAUGUGGAUUUUGUUUUAGGAGUGGAUAUUUGGGUUUCAUAAUAUGUUAAAGGAUAAAAAAAAUACUUUUGUUUUAUUUAUUAAAAGCCCCCACUUCACCCCCUCCCCCUAUCCACCCUCUCUUCUCCCUUUAAUUGUUCGGCUGGUUGUUCAUGGAUACUAACGGCGAAGUAGAGCCCAAGGAUUCAUGCCCACUUAUGUCCUGUUUUAAGGACAUGUUCAAAAGUUCCAACUAGUUAUCUAUUUCUUGUAAAAUACUAGGCUGUUAAAAGAAUAAACUUUCAAUUCUGCAUCUGUAUUAUAAUAUAUGAGAAGGAUCUGCUGGAGUCAUACUUUUUUAUUGCAGUAUGGAAUAAUAAAACAGUCUUAUGUUUGGGCUGUUCA
Molecule: messenger RNA, 4750 nt
Organism: Poecilia reticulata (guppy)
Lineage: Eukaryota; Metazoa; Chordata; Actinopteri; Cyprinodontiformes; Poeciliidae
Gene: gigyf2
Product: GRB10 interacting GYF protein 2
Biological process (GO): insulin-like growth factor receptor signaling pathway
Cellular component (GO): vesicle; proximal dendrite; cytosol
Molecular function (GO): protein binding
Source: RefSeq, a predicted model, not a curated record